Messenger RNA from Dibothriocephalus latus, 327 nucleotides. The record is from the annotation of a GenBank genome assembly. NCBI's taxonomy places the organism in Eukaryota, Metazoa, Platyhelminthes, Cestoda, Diphyllobothriidea, Diphyllobothriidae.
AUGGACGGUUUGGAGACGACAGAGGAGACAACAUUUAUCGUCGAUGAAGUAGCUAACAUCGUGAAGGAGAAUAUCGAAAAUACUGUCGGCUCUAGCACUUAUGUUCACAGUAAAGUUAACCAGUGGACUUCGACGAUUAUUGAACAAGUUCUUAAUCAACUUACAAAGCUUGGAAAACCUUUCAAAUACAUUGUGACGUGUGUCAUAAUGCAAAAAUGUGGUGCUGGCCUUCACACCGCGAGCUCUUGCUACUGGGAUAAUACCACUGAUGGUAUGCUUAAGUUCAUUACCUUUUUGCGAGUCUUUUUGCUAUUUACAAGGUGUUAA